Dimorphilus gyrociliatus is the source of this 1639-nucleotide messenger RNA. NCBI's taxonomy places the organism in Eukaryota, Metazoa, Annelida, Polychaeta, Dinophilidae. The record is from the annotation of a GenBank genome assembly.
AAUAAGUAAUGUCAUUUCAACCGACUCAUGAUUAAGUGAAAGAAGAGUUGGACAUGAAUUCUGAUAGUGAGAAGUUUUUAUCCAAACUGAUACCAGAAUCCUAUGCAAGGAUGGGUAUAGAGUCUCGGCGAACUCAUCAAAAUUUAAUCAGACAAUUGAUGGAACAGAGAAAAUUGCCGGCAAAUGGAUGGCCAGUAAAAACGAUAGAAUCAUUCCUCUCAGAAGUUUCAUUAAUGGAUUCGAACAAUUUUGUUGAUAGAUGCGGUGUCGGUGAAAGAGAAGGAAGAGUUAUUAGCGAUUUAGUUGCCAAAAGACAUUUUGGACUGUCUCAUGGAAUUGGAAGGUCAGGUGAUAUAUCGGCUCCCCAACCAAAAGCUGCUGGUUCUAGUCUACUCUCGCAAAUCGCUAAUUCCUUGGUACUUGAUCUAUUAAAGGCAAUGGGACUUCCGACAACAAAGGCUGCAGUCAUAAUACCAUGUGCUACUGGAAUGUCGCUAAUGCUGUGCAUCCUAGCCCUAAGACGAAAGCGAUCUACAGCUAAUUAUGUGCUUUUUCCAAGAAUCGAUCAGAAAUCUUGCGUUAAGAGUAUUGUCUCAGCCGGCCUUGAACCAAUCAUUGUUGAGCCGACAAUAUCAGGAGAUGAACUCUGUACAAACAUAGACUUAUUAAAGAAAAAUAUCGAGGAAUACGGUUCAGAUAAUAUUGUUUGUGUUAUGUCAACAACAUCUUGUUUUGCUCCGAGAGUGAAUGAUAAUCUUAUUGAAAUAUCAAAAUUGUGCGCUGCAAUGAAAAUUCCCCACGUAGUAAAUAACGCUUAUGGAUUACAAUGCACAAAAUGUUUGCAUCAAAUCGAACAAGCAACAAGAAUUGGACGAGUUGAUGUAUUUGUUCAAUCGACUGAUAAAAACCUUUUAGUGCCGGUCGGUGGAUCUAUAAUUGCAGGUAUUGAUCGUUGCUUCAUUCAAACUGUUAGCUCUACAUAUCCAGGAAGAGGUUCUUCUACUCCGUCUAUAGAUGUAUUGAUAACUUUAUUACAAAUUGGGAAGGAAGGCUAUUUGAAGCUUGUCGCUGAAAGAAAAGAGAUAUACAUAUACUUGAAGGAAAAACUCAAUGAAAUCUCCAUGAAGUAUGGUGAAAAAUUAUUGAAAACUACUCAUAAUGGAAUAUCAAUGGCGAUGACUUUGAAUAGUUUCGGAUCAAAUGUUACAGAAAUCGGUUCUAUGCUUUACAAAAGAUUAGUAUGCGGAUCUCGAGUUGUUUUAUGUCAAGGUCAAAAAGAAGUUUGCGGUAUAAAUUAUACAGCUUGGGGUAGUCAUUGCAAUAAUUACCCCCAUAAUUAUUUAACUGCUGCAGCAGCUUUAGGUACAAGUAAGACUGAUGUUGAUGUGUUCAUUCAAAGAUUAGACAAAGUUUUAACGAAAUCCAGAGGCCAAAAUGGAUCUCGAAAGGAAGAAGUUCAAACAAAUGAGUAGUAUUAAGUUUUUAGAAAACUUUUUAGUUUUGAGUGAAUAUUAAAUGUAUUUAAUUAUAUUAAUUGUCUCAAAGUCAACAUUUUUUUUUCCAUAUUUUGUAAAAAUAUUUUAUAUUAUUCUUUUGCUUUUCUAUAAAAAAUGAUCUAUUUUGAAAGUUUUGUUUUUAU